Laetiporus sulphureus 93-53 is the source of this 1796-nucleotide messenger RNA. RefSeq lists its product as uncharacterized. The transcript is spliced from 6 exons. The coding region runs from base 180 to 1520 and encodes 446 amino acids. The record is from RefSeq and is a predicted model, not a curated record. Lineage: Eukaryota; Fungi; Basidiomycota; Agaricomycetes; Polyporales; Laetiporaceae.
CCGAACUCAACAUGCACUGGCUAUUCUGGAUAGUUCUGCACCCCUGGAAAGCACAAAAUCCUGUUCAAUAUGAGCCUUUAUCUCCAGCUGUCAGUCCGUGCCCAAGUCAUGCCGGACGGCGACAUACAUAUCCCAAAAGACGGCAUUUACAUGUCUUUGUGAUCGCUGUGACUCUCUUGAUGACUGCUGUCGGGCUGUGGCUGUUGCUGCUCUUGACUGGUUAUCUUCACAUCCCGACGCCAAUCUUGCGCAUCAUGACCAAAGAGUCCAAGCUUCCGCCGCUGUACUCGAGAUAUCAUCAGCAUGAGUUGCAAAUGCCCCAGCAUAACCUGAGUCAGGCCGACGUACAGGGCACCAAAUACCUCUGGAUCUCAAACUACAUCCGUGGGAACGGCUGGGGAAAUGUCAUGCAAGAAUUGCUACUGAACUCAUAUUUGGCCUACCGCGCCAAUAGAUCGUUCGUCUUCACCAACUACACAUGGACUGAAGGCGGCCCCGAUUUUGCGCUGUACAACUUGAGGCCCAUCCCAGCGCGGAUCCCUCUUACGGCAUUACUCGGCGGACCGACUGUCGGUGCACCGAUGCUGGCCGCACCCGACGCACCGCUGGCAGUCACCAAGGAAUUUUGGGAUGAGGUUUGCCCACAUGCUACCGUGAUCAAGGACGACGAUGUUGUCACAAGCGUGGACGGCAGUCCCACUACCGCUGGCAUGAAGGUCGAGAAGUGGCUCGAAAAGCUCCGCACGACUGAAGACCGCUGCGUCGAAGUCCCGAGAGACUCGUGGUCGAUCUUUGAUAUAUGGAUAUUGCAGGAUGCUAAACGUCUCCUCGAUGAAUGGCCGCCUUUCUCUCAUUCACCCAUCCUCACCGAGUUCGCGUGGUCGCCCCUCAUAGAGCUGGCCUUCGACAUGAACCGGGAAACCAUCUCUCCAUCAUCUCCCUUGCAGCCGUAUCUCUCCUCUGUCCCUCUUACGGUCAAGAGCGCAGAACGGUAUGCCCGUAUCCCUGGGCUGCUGGCCAUCCAUGUCCGGCGCGGAGACUUCGUACGGCAUUGCAAGCGCCUCGCACAAUGGGAAGCGAACUACGUCGCGUAUAACGCGUUCCCGUCCAUGCCAGACCAGCAAGACUUCCCGCCGAACACCCCUGCCCCCGCGAGGACUGAGAUGUACCGCGCCCGGUGUUACCCCGAAAUUGAUGAGAUCGUGAGAAGAAUCGAAGAGAUAAGGAAUAGCGAGGCAGGCCAAGGCCUGCAGAACAUUUACAUCAUGACCAACGCGCCACCCGACUGGAUAUAUGACCUCAAGGCGGCAUUGCGGCGGUCAUGGGGAUGGGCGGAUAUAGCCAGCAGCAGAGACCUGUUACUCAAUCAGGAACAGGGGUAUGUGAAACAGGCCAUUGACAUGCUGAUCGGCCAAAGAGCGCAAGUUUUCAUCGGCAAUCCGUUCUCCUCCCUGUCUGGGCAAGUCAACAUGCUACGAAUGGCAAACGGCUUUUCCCCAGAGUCAUGUAGACUUUGGUGAGACCGAGUGUUUACUGGCAUUGCGCAAAGGUCUGUUGCUUCAGUCAAUGUCGGUGCUUGUGGCAAUUCGUGCGAUGCUGUAUGUCGGAGAACACGCGAAGACUGGCUACGAUAAAUUCAUGAGUAAUCGCUUCAUGCUUGUAUAUGUAUUUCUGCCAUCCUGAGGUUUUGCUAUCUCAAGAGGAGAGUUUAGGAGCUCACGUUACCCGUCAUGAUAAAGCUCAUGUACACUCUAUAUGUAUCCAAAUAGCGAUUAUUAGAAAGCCAUGGUCCAUGA